This is a messenger RNA of Centruroides sculpturatus (bark scorpion), 2361 nucleotides long. RefSeq names its product nucleolar MIF4G domain-containing protein 1 homolog. Gene Ontology annotation, molecular function: RNA binding; protein binding. Gene Ontology annotation, biological process: ribosomal small subunit biogenesis. Gene Ontology annotation, cellular component: nucleolus. Bases 37 to 2361 code for a protein of 774 amino acids. The record is from RefSeq and is a predicted model, not a curated record. Lineage: Eukaryota; Metazoa; Arthropoda; Arachnida; Scorpiones; Buthidae. The transcript is spliced from 16 exons.
CACGUGUUAGUUGUUUUGAGAAAGGAGAAUUUGAAAAUGGCUCGUGGAUUCAAUCGUCGCAAAAAUCAAACACGGAAAGAAAGAAGAAAAAAUGAACGAAUUGCUAAAAAAGCUAAGAAACAUGAAUUUUUUAUGAAAAAGAGUUCUAAAAUCAAACAAGCUAUUAUUAAAGAUGCAACAGAAAAGAAUAAGAUUACUCCAGUUGUUAAAAAGAAACAACCAAAGUCACCAAGAAAGUCAACAAUGAAAAAUGAUGUUAAAAAAAUACAGUUACAAGAAGCUAUUGCAGAAGAUGAUAAAGCUAUUAACAGACUUGAAAAACAAUUGAAGUUAAAAAACAGAAAAAAGAAGAUACCAAAAUCCUUUUAUGAUGAUGGUUUAGGAUAUUUGCUUGAGAUAAUAGAUAAUUCUAAUGAAACUUCAAAGAAAGAAGAAAUAUCUUCAAGACUUCACAGUUUAAAGAAAAUAGGCAAAAAAGAGAGAAAAGUGUCUUUUCAAGACAACAGUGAAUUUGAUGAAGAUAUGGAUAUUAAAUCAGAAGUUGAAAAUGAUGAAGAAUAUGAUGAUGGUGGUGGUGGUGGUGGUGGUGAUGAUGAUGAUGAAAGUGAUAGUUGCAAAAGUGAUGAUCAUGAAAAUGAUAGUGAGCAGAGUGAGGACGAUGAUAGUGGUGUUGAAAAUAAUUUAGAGGAUAAUGAUAGCAUUGAAAGUGUUAAUGAAGGUGUAGGUGAUAUAAAAGACAAUGACAAGCAAAAAAAGAGCAAGUCAAAAUUCUGGGAGGAUAUUUAUGGACGCUUGAGAGAUAAAGAAGGAAAUAUAGUAAAAACAGAAUCAAGAAAUUCAGGUGAAAAAUAUAUUCCUCCAGCAAAACGAUUAAGUAUGACCACCAGUACUAAAAAAGAAAAACAACUUGAAAUCAUACAAAAACAAUUAAGAGGACUAUUAAAUAGAUUGAGUGAAGCAAAUAUGCAGCCCAUAUGUUAUCAGAUAGAAGAAAUAUAUAUGAAGAAUAGUAGAAAUGAUGUAAAUGAAACUUUAUCGGCUUUAUUAAUGGAGUUAAUUGUUUCCCCAGUAUUGAUGGCUAACAGACUAGUAAUGGAACAUGCUAUGUUAAUAGCAUUAUUACAUGGAAAUAUUGGUGAAGAAAUAGGUGCACAUUUUCUUCAAACUUGGAUCUGCAAAUUAGAAGAUUUUCUGAAAGAUAAUUCUUAUGAAGGAAAAAUGAUUGAUAACUUAAUUUGUUUUAUUAUUCAUCUUUUUACUUUUAAAAUUACAAGCUCAAUACUUAUUUACAAUAUUUUGCAUAAAUUAAUUGAAAGUUUUCAAGAGAAAGAUAUAGAAUUAAUUCUGUUGAUUAUAAAAAAUGUUGGAUUUUCAUUAAGGAAAGAUGAUCCAAGUGCUCUUAAACAAAUAAUUUUGGAAAUUCAAAGAAAAGCGGCAGACACAUCACUGAAACAAGAUCAUAAUAGAUCUCGAGUUCACUUCAUGUUGGAUACGCUUACAGCUAUUCGUAAUAACAACGUGUAUAAAAUUCAGAAUUAUGAUCCUGAUUUGGUUGAACAUAUGAGAAAGAUGUUAAGAUGUUAUCUCCAUAAAGGUUGUAGUAUUCAAGAAUUGAGAAUAUCUUAUGGGGAUUUAUUAAAAGCAGAUAAAGGAGGUGGAAGAUGGUGGAUUGUUGGUUCAGCAUGGGAUGAUAAUUCUGAUAAAACUGAUCAGAAACAAGAUAUUGAAAACUCAAAUGAACCAUUUAACUACAGUGAAAAUCUUCUGCAAAAAGCAAAAGCGUAUAAAAUGAAUACUAAUGUUCGUAAAUUGAUAUUUUGCACAAUUGCAUCAUCAGAGGACUAUUUAGAGGCAUUUAGUAAAUUAAUUCGGCUGAAUCUGAAGAGCAUGCAAUACAGAGAAAUCAUUGUUGUGAUAUUGGAUUGCUGUCUUCAAGAGAAUCCAUUUAAUUUAUUUUAUGUUGUUUUGGCUGAUAAAUUUUGCCAGUUGGAGAGAAAAUACAGGAUGGCCCUUCAGUGUGCAGUUUGGGAUAAAAUAAAGUAUAUUGACAAAUUAGUGCCUUCUCAGCGAAACAAUUUUGCAGAUUUUUUACUUCAUUCGUUUAUUGGUGAAGCACUUAACAUUACAGUUCUCAAGGUGAUGAGCUUUUCUGAUUUAAACGUCAAAAUGAUGAAAUUUCUGAAGAGAAUUUUUCGUAAACUGCUAUUAAAACAUAGCGAAGAACAAUGUGCAAAAAUAUUUAGUAAAAUUCCAAGUGAUCAAAAAACUUUCAAAGAAAGCCUAAGGUUAUUUAUGCUGAUGUUUUUAGAUGAUAACAAAGAAAUUGUAAAUAACAGAUUAUCUUUAUUAGAAGAAAAAUGA